AUGUCUUCUACAAAUCCAACUACUUCAUCUAUGACCGUUGCUGCUGGACAUCACGGUUAUACUGAAUAUGAUUGUUCUUCAUAUAACAGUAAUAACAAUAGUAGAAGAACAACAUAUGACGAAAGUGUAGUUAGUCCCGGGCGAAGACUUACUGUACAAGAAUUACUGGCUGAACCAUCAGUUCGAUCAUCAGAAAGCCCAUAUUCAACAACAAGAACCUCAACUCCUUCCCCAACUGAACCACCAAAUUCAACUAUUAUGCAGCAUUAUAAUCAUCAAGCAACAAGUCCUCAUCAUCUUACUAGAUAUUCGCAAUCCCCACCAACACUUCCUCUUCCUCUACCAUCACAACAACAAACACAACUUUUACGUAUUCCUCCUGCUCAACAACAACCAGGAAUGGAAAUUGAUUCUUUCAAAUUAACAUUACCCACACCUUUAACUUCACCUACCCCAGGACCUACCAUUUCAAUGUCAUCAGUUCCAUCGCUCAAGAAGAUAAUAAAAAUACCUAUAUGA
Molecule: messenger RNA, 519 nt
Organism: Diversispora eburnea
Lineage: Eukaryota; Fungi; Glomeromycota; Glomeromycetes; Diversisporales; Diversisporaceae
Source: the annotation of a GenBank genome assembly